Molecule: messenger RNA, 2557 nt
Organism: Coffea eugenioides
Lineage: Eukaryota; Viridiplantae; Streptophyta; Magnoliopsida; Gentianales; Rubiaceae
Product: transmembrane protein 87B
Exons: 5
Coding region: 349-1974 (541 amino acids)
Biological process (GO): transport
Cellular component (GO): Golgi apparatus; membrane
Source: RefSeq, a predicted model, not a curated record
CGAUAGAAAGUGUAACAAAAACAGAAUGGGAUAUAUAUCCCUCGAGCACUCAAAAUCAGAAUUCCGAGAUCCCAUAUUUAAUUACUUCCGUACCUUCGUUGUUCGUAAGUUAACUCCAAAACCCAAUUGGGUACAAGAGCACCUCAGCGCUGCUAUUACACAGUAGACGACUGAGAGUGAGAGCAUAUAAAUACCAAUAUAACGACUAUCACCUUCAUCUUCUUCUUUCAACUGCCUCUUUCUCUUUCUUCCCCUUUCUUGAGCAUCCAAAAACUGGCCUUUUGCAGUAAAAUUUCUUUAUAAUCAAAUAGUCAAUCAGAUUUGUACAUAUCUAGAGAGGGGUGGGAAAUGAGAUACCGAGAGAGACAUUUGUUUGAUCUGAGGUGCAUGAUGAACAGGGUAGGAAUUGGGCUAUUACUAGAAUUUCUGUUGGUGGUGAAUUGGAUGAUGGCUGGAGUAAAGGGUUCGAUUCAUGAGUACAGGAAUGCUGCGUUCAUACCCCAGUACAAUUCUUUUUUCUUUCUGGGAGGCAACGAAGGUCUUCAUGCUUCAAGGGUUGUUGGUGACACUCAGAAAAACUCUUCUGAUGAUUCCAGUAAUCCUCUUGACGGCAAGUCCUUUAUCAGGUUUGACUCCAUCUCUUUUAGGCGAACCAAGGAGGCCGCAAACAAGCAGAAUGAGAUGCAGCAGAGUACUGGAACAGUUGAAGCCAUCAUAGUUGAAGUGAAGGACAGGAACAAGAUUGGGGGCUCUUUUAUGAACUCUGAUGCUAUAUGCUGCACUCCGGCUCUAGCUAAAGAUGGAUCCUGCAAGUUAGGAGAGGUUAUAAUUCGCCAGGAGCCUGAUAAUCCUGGUUGGCCAAUGCGGAUUCAAACCUCCUUUGAAGGAAAAAAUGAAGAGGCAACAAUGGUGCUCAAAACUGUUGAGAUCAACAAAACUGGGAUGUACUAUCUAUAUUUCAUGUUCUGUAAUCCAGAGCUCCGUGGCACAUUAAUUAGUGGAAAAACUGUCUGGCAUAACCCAGAUGGUUAUCUACCUGGGAAGAUGGCUCCACUUAUGUCAUUUUAUGGAUUUAUGUCUCUGGCAUAUCUUGCGCUUGGUCUAUUCUGGUUUGUUCGGUUUGUGCAGUGUUGGAAAGAUGUAAUACAACUGCACUACCAUAUAACUGCUGUAAUUGGUCUGGGUAUGUGUGAAAUGGCUCUUUGGUAUUUUGAAUAUUCAAAUUUUAAUGCUGUUGGUUACAGACCAAUGGCAAUUACCCUUUGGGCCGUUUCCUUCAGCGCUAUCAAAAAGACUGUGUCUCGCCUUCUCCUUCUGGUGGUCUCGAUGGGCUAUGGCAUCGUGCGGCCCACCCUAGGUGGCGUCACCUCAAAAGUAUUUCUUCUUGGUAUAAUAUAUUUAAUGGCUUCAGAAGCCCUUGAGCUCGUUGAACAUUUGGGAAAUAUCAAUGAUUUUUCUGGGAAAGCAAGGCUAUUUUUGGUGCUACCAGUGGCUGUCUUGGAUGCCACAUUUAUCCUUUGGAUUUUCUCAUCAUUAUCUAAAACGUUGGAGAAACUUCAGAUUAGAAGGAGCAUUGCUAAACUUGAGCUCUACCGAAAGUUUACAAAUGCUCUUGCAGUAUCUGUUCUGCUUUCUGUUGCUUGGAUUGGCUAUGAGUUAUACUUUAAUGCAAGUGAUCCAUAUAGUGAACUGUGGCGAACAGCCUGGAUUAUCCCAGCUUUCUGGACUUUGCUUGCUUACUUACUGUUGACAGUAAUAUGUGUCCUAUGGGCACCAUCGCGCAAUCCUACUAGAUAUACAUACUCAGAUGAGACAGCUGAAGAUGAGGAGGAGGGCGUACCCUUGACCAGCAGUGGAGUAAAAGUAGCUGGAGAUUUAGCAACCAAAUUGGAGAGAAAGGAAAGAAAAGCUUCAAUUACAUCUGAUCAUGUAUUUGGACUAGGAGAAGAUCUUGAAGAGGACAAGAGAGAAUAGUACCCUACUAUCUUGUAUCUCUCAUGGUUCAUAGAUUCAUGUUACAUGCACGAGUUUGGCUACAUUUUCGUGUUUAUGUUGCAAAGGCUGCAGAAAGAUUAUACCAUAGAAUUGCGAGUCAAAAAUAUUGCAGUAGAUCUCUUACCUGUGCCAUAGUUUUCUGUUACGGAUUGUUUUUAUGUGGCGGUUGGGUUUCUGAUAAGCUGAGGAGUCCAAGAGGUUUAUGCAUGAAGGCAUUGGAAGCCAUAAGGCUCGUAAAUCAUUAGUUUCCUCUUACGAUUUUUCUUUUUUUUUUGGGGGUUUUGUUUUUGGGGGGCGGGGGGUUGCUGGGAGAAUUGACUAUGACAGCUCGGCACGAACCUUUUUCUAUGGACGUGCAGAAUUUUGUUGUUGUAACUUUGCCAGUCUUUACCAUUUGAGCUGUCCAAGAUGAGUACUCUAUGCACUGAGAGGAAUUUCAUGGGAGUUGUAAAAUGAUUCUAGGAUCUUGUAUUUAUAACCCUCUAGUGGGUUUGCCAAUAUCGAUAAAUUUUGUCAAAAAGAUUGCUAUGGCUCAUAUGAAAUUUGAAGGUCCGUCUUUCUA